Molecule: messenger RNA, 1593 nt
Organism: Pecten maximus
Lineage: Eukaryota; Metazoa; Mollusca; Bivalvia; Pectinida; Pectinidae
Exons: 3
Coding region: 56-511 (151 amino acids)
Source: RefSeq, a predicted model, not a curated record
UGACAUCACAGACAACAAACGUCUGUUUAUCAACGGAGAUUGCUGUUAUUUCAAUAUGUCGCUGUCAGGGUACGCGGAGGAUGGACAUGGAUGCCAGGUUAGACUUUCCUCAAGUUUACAACAAGACAAGAAGGUGGAUGAGGAAAAUGGGUCGAUCAUAAACAUAAUUAUCGGAGUAGUGGUAGCUACCAUUGCUUUUGGACUUAUCGUUGUUGCUAUUUGCAAAUUGAUUGUAAUGAAGAAAUGUAAAGGUAAUAGUGUUCAUUCUAACGAUACUUCCCUGAGCGUGCCCGAUGACCCUUUCGCCAGCUUAAAUCAGCAGCGACCCACGACGGCACCAGUAGCAACAAAUUUUACGACAAAAAAGUUCCCGCUGCUAGAGAAAGAUUACCUUAAAUCGUACAAAGUACGACCUACGACUGGAACAGGACUGUCGCGCCCUCUAUCAUCACGUCCUUCAUCCGGGCAUUUUAGUUUAUAUAUAAACUCAAGACCCACCUCCUUAAGAUGACGUCAGCAGUCGAAAUUAAUACAAAGGCAAAGGAGUUUUCCGAUAUGCAAUCCAUCAGGAUAUAUACUAUGUAUAGAGACAGACAUGAAGUUGAACUAUGACCUUUCGUUCGGUAAACGAAAAUGCAAAGGAAAAUCAUUUGUUUAGGACUCGUUUUCUGACGAAGGGAUCAGAUCGUACAAGCAAACCGAAAUGUUCUGCUAAAAGAAAACAGCCGCUAUGAAAAGGAGAUAACUAGAUUUUUAAAAAUACGAUUAGGAGUAACGAAUGGAUUAACUAAUAGCAUCUGAUCAAAUUAAUCGCCUUGUAGAACUCCACGAAUCAGUUAGUAGUGCACCCUUACCUCACACCAGACAUCUGUCCGACAAAAGUAUACCGUUAGUUCCUUUAUCUGGUUCGUACCACUUGAACCAAAUGGGUACGGUAUCACAUGGCAAUUGAACCCCAAGGGAAUUUCCAAGAUGGCGGCCGUCGAUCGUGUCAAGAAUAAACACCGAUUACAUUGUAUUUUCCUUUUUACAACGUUUAUAGAUUUACAAUUAGCAAUAGUUCCGUCAAACAUUGACAUAUAAUUAAGAUUUCAUCUCAGAUGGAGAGUUCUGGUCUUGUUUUUUCCAAAAAAAGUACAUAUGCAUGACAGACGAAGAAUCACAGUAACGCCAUAUUGAUCCAAAUAGUACGUUUGAACGAUCAAUGAGAAUCGGUUCGGUUGCCUUAAUUACGUUUUCUAUAUAUUUUUUUAUAAUAGAAUAAAUGGAAUUUAAUAUGAUGCUUACAUGUAUCUGUUAUAAUUUCGAAAUGCGUGAUAAAUCACAGCACGCAAAUAUCAGUACGAUCACAGUAAUAAAUAUUUUGGACAUGAUAUGUCAAUUAUAAAUGAUUUCAUUUUUUUCUACGUAUAAGUUUAUGUGUUACCCAUACAUUGCUGGUUAUCAAAAAUAUAUGUUUGUAGAAGUAAACCUCCAGCAGAAGGGAGGUAACUCCGGUAUACUUUAGGUCUCACAAAACUAAUUCAGCCAAUCAGCUGGUGUUUCACCUGAACCAAGUCCCUGAAUAAGAUGUGUUUCCUGGGUUUGUAGCUA